Plasmodium vivax (malaria parasite P. vivax) is the source of this 1124-nucleotide messenger RNA. RefSeq lists its product as hypothetical. Lineage: Eukaryota; Apicomplexa; Aconoidasida; Haemosporida; Plasmodiidae. The coding region runs from base 1 to 975 and encodes 324 amino acids. The record is from RefSeq and is a predicted model, not a curated record. The transcript is spliced from 2 exons.
AUGGAAGACAAUCAUGAGCAGCUAGAGAAAAGUUUGUCUACUGCACGUGAACAUAAGGGAAUUGGAAGAAAGCAUCCACUGCAUAUCAAAAUAAAUACAUUCAUCCUUUUUAUUAAAAUUAGUAUCUACGCCCUUUUCAUUUGCUCCCUAUACUACUCCAACCAUGGCACUUUUCCCAAACCAUGGAACACCCAACACAACCAAGCGAACAAACCCAGUGUUAAGUCCCGCGCAUUAGUAGAACAAGGGCAGGUCUAUAUUAAUAAGUACCCUAAAAUUAACGAAUAUUCUAAAUUCUAUCAUGAGAAUGAUGAUUAUCAAACAUUUAAUCGAGAAACAUAUUUCAGAAGAUAUUUAGCAGCAUUUAAAUCAAGAGGGGAUAAAUGGACAUCACAACCACUUCACAAUUUAAUUUCAAAGUUUGAAAGUGCCAAAAAAAAUUUUUUAGAUGAAAAUCGUCGUUCUUUUGAAAGAGGGAUAGAAGGACAUGGUACGGGUGUAAAAACUCCCAACGUAGUGACAAAAAAACCUGCAACAGUGAAAAAGGACCCUUCUGCAGCGAUAGAAGAACCUCGUAGAGUGAUCAAAGAACCCGUUAGAGCGAUAGAAAAUUACGAAGCAACGACAGAAGACCCUGAUGAAGAGACCAUAUACUUUGACGCGGAGAUUGACGAGCAGGAAAAGUUGGAUGAAGAGGAGCAACGCCUUAAAAACUAUUUAGAUUCCUAUCUGGAGGAUGAAGUACACCUAAAAAACAUUCAUAAAUUUAUACGAGAAACCGAAGAUUGUGCUAGGAAAUAUAAAAAAAAAAAGUAUGAUUUUUUUAAACAUGUUAUAGCCCUUAAGAAAAGACUCAAAAAAAUUAUUAAUAGCAUUAAACAUCGUUUGGUGAAACUCAUGACGUAUAGGAAAUAUCGCCGCUUUAAACUGCUAAUAUCUACUUUCAUCUGGUUCCUUUCCAUGUUGUUUCCGUGAUAAUUUAACUCUAACGAAAAAGUAAAAUACCCGAAAAAAAUCGGCUACAUAUAUAUGCAUUAUAUAUGCACAGACAAAUUUCUUAUGCUGCGUGCUUUUACUCCAUCGCAGAUUAGUGUGCAUUCAAACCAACCUAUACGCAUGGUUAA